Trichoderma virens Gv29-8 is the source of this 1854-nucleotide messenger RNA. RefSeq lists its product as uncharacterized. The transcript has 6 exons. Bases 1 to 1854 code for a protein of 617 amino acids. The record is from RefSeq and is a predicted model, not a curated record. NCBI's taxonomy places the organism in Eukaryota, Fungi, Ascomycota, Sordariomycetes, Hypocreales, Hypocreaceae.
AUGUCGACAAACGAUGAAACGGGCGGGAUUCCAGACCACCCUUUUCUCGAUAAUCCUUCAUUCUGGUCUCCCUAUGCCGCGUCCGAUAUUUUGAACUUGGCAGCGAAUGAGGGCCCAGAGUAUGAUGGACCUCUGCGUCUCCUUCUCAUAGGUGCUUUUGGCUUGAGGCAUCUGAUUUAUUCUUUUGUCGCCAUGCCGGAGACGGCCAAUCCAUUGCUCUAUGUGACAAUAAAUGAAUUCAGCAAGCCAGAUAUUAUGCGGACGUUCCUUUCAUUGCUCAUACUUUCAGAAGAAGAAGCUGACGAUCUGGAAGCUGCCGAGGCCGUUAUACACGUGUGGUACUCGGUUAAAUGGUCCAAGCAGACCCAAUCCUAUAUCGACAAACGAGUGAGGAGACUGUUAGCAGGGAUUUAUACAAAGGUUCAGUCCUACUAUGGGGAUGACGAAGAUAUGCGAGCAGAGUGUUUUGCGGUCAAGUUUGGCACUCCUGGCUAUCUUACAUUGGACGCCUUUUUCGACUGGCAUACUUGGGAUUACGUCUUGGAGACUUAUUUUGCAGACGAAGAUGUGGAAAUAAUGAACAGAGAAGCUGAUGUAUUAGCUUGCGGCGAAGCUUUUGACAGAAUACGGCGCACAAUGUCACCGUCGAGAGCGGCAGCGCUGAUGAAGUGGCGGCUCGACGGCAUUCUCGUACCUUACGGUCAAUCGUCGUCGUCUUAUACGAAACCCAAUCCAACUUUCUUCCCCCUUGAUAGAAAGGGAGUUUACGGCAUAACCCGCGAACCCCUUUCCGAAUGGCCGAUGAACGAAAUAUUAGACUACAGCCCGUAUAUUGCCAAAAACGAUGUGUACGGGAAAAUGAAAUUUUAUCUGCGUCAAAAAGUGAUUACAUUUCGAGCUCGGUUGAAGAAGAAGGGAAUGCUUAUCAAACUCAUGAAUUGUCCCCUCAAUCAUAUGGCAGGGCACAUCCCAAAGUAUCAUCAUGAGACGCCUAAUUUCGAUCGUAUAGAGGUCGGAACUAUCUUCGAAACUCUUCCCGAGUUGUGUUUCGUGUCGUGCGCUCCUCUGUUACGACAUUCGGACGAGAAUCCCUCUGCAACCAUGUUGACGAUGUGUAGAGAUGUGAUUACAACAGCAGAAGUGCCAGAGACUCGGCAACUUUUAGAACUUGAAAAAUAUUAUCUAUAUUAUCCGACCAUUGAGCUGGUGGAAACCAUGGAACCACGGAGACUCGCCUUCGGUGAACAAUACAGUACUGCUCUAUUGCCGCGGCAUUUGCUCCUCGUACAUCAACGUAACUGGCAAAUAUUAUUUUAUAACUAUUUACACGAUGUGAAACACUUUGGCCUCCGAGUCCCUGGUGACGACAAAUCGCAACAGCCCGUGGCUUCCAUCAUGAUAACAGGAUACCUGGGUUUAUCUGCAAAGCACUUGAAUACAAUUGUUAAUCAGUGGCCAAACGUAUUGUGUUGGUUGGAAUGGAAAAAGACGAGAGAUGUGAGCCCCAAAGAAUGGUUCAAGUACCUUGAGAUGUCUACCCGCGAUGAGGAGAGUGUGAGGAUGUGGAAGAGAACCUAUGGGUGCCUUAGUUGGGAACAGAGGACGAGGAACAAGGUGAAAGAAGAGGCAGAGAUGACGCAGCGGAUAGUACGGACAAAAAUGCCCAAAAAGCAUGACAAUGAGGCUUCCGACGGCAACGAUGCUGAUGGAGAAGAAUCUAGCGAUGUCGCAUGUCAAGCUGAACAAACCCACAGCUCGCACGGCGAUGUUGAGGGCAAUGACGAUGGCGAAUUAGAAACAACUCUUCACGACGGCGAGAUGAAGAACGAGAAGAAUCAGGAUUUGACGGAAUAG